CGUUACUUCCUGACCGGUAGUUUUGCGGGAACUUUGGUCCUCACACACUGACGCAUUCGGUCAGCCGUAAACAGAAAGUAACGAUGCCUCCUAAAGCCAAGGCGGCAGGGAAGGGCAGAGCUCCAGCUAAGAGAAAGCUGGCAGAGGAGUUUCCACCUGGAGAAGUCCUCACAGCCACUGGGAAGAAGUCCUGGAAGCUGGGGGCUCCGAUCGGACAGGGGGGAUUUGGAAUCAUAUAUUUAGCUGAUGAGAAUUCUGCAAAGCCUGUGGGUGCUGAUGCUCCGUAUGUCAUCAAAGUGGAGCCCAGUGACAAUGGACCACUGUUCUCUGAGCUCCAUUUUUACAUGAGAGCUGCGAAGCCUGAUCUCAUUGAGAGCUGGAUGAAGUCUCAUAAGUUGAAACAUUUGGGAGUUCCCAGAUACUGGGGCUCAGGUCUGCAUGAAAGUGGAGGCAAAAAGUAUAGGUUCAUGGUUAUUGACAGGCUUGGCACAGAUCUGCAGAAGAAGUUUGAAGAAUGUGGAAGGAGAUUUCCCAGAAAACUGGUUCUGCAGCUUGGUCUUCGACUGCUUAAUGUUCUGGAGUACAUCCACGACCAUGAGUACGUACAUGCGGACAUUAAGCCAUCCAACCUCAUGUUGAGCUACAGCGAUCCCAACCAGGUUUACCUAGUAGAUUAUGGGCUGGCAUUCAGGUAUGCACCAGACGGUAUCGUCAAAGAGUACAAAGAAAAUCCCAAGAGGUGCCACGAUGGUACCAUUGAGUUCACAAGCAUCGAUGCCCACAAAGGAGCAUCCCCAAGUAGGCGGAGUGAUCUACAGAUCCUGAGCUACUGCAUGGUUCAGUGGUUAUGUGGUCGGCUGCCAUGGGAGGACAAGCUUCAGGACCCCCUGUACGUCAGAGACUCCAAAAUCAGGUGUCAAGAAAACAUCUCUAAGUUUAUGACCGAGUGUUUUUCAUCUACGGACAAACCAGUUGAGAUCCAGAAGUUCAUGGAGAAGGUUGAAUCUCUCGACUACAAGGAGAAACCACCGUACGAGGAGUUGCGCUCCAUCCUGCAGGCCGGACUGAAGUCCAUCCAGGCUAAAGAUGACGGCAAACUGGAGUUCACUGCUGUCAAUGGAGCAGUGUCAGCUCCUGCUCAGAAGAAGACCAGGAGAAGGAAAGCAGCAGAGGACAUUGAAACUGAAGUCCCAUCAAGAAAAAAAAGAAGUAAAGAAAACGGAACAAAGUGAAGAACAUUCUCAGGAGAAGUCCCAAGAAGACCCCUAGAACCAGGAAGGUACCCAGCAGUGCAAAACAGGGACUCCAAAUCUAGACUG
Molecule: messenger RNA, 1319 nt
Organism: Stegastes partitus (bicolor damselfish)
Lineage: Eukaryota; Metazoa; Chordata; Actinopteri; Pomacentridae
Gene: vrk1
Product: VRK serine/threonine kinase 1
Exons: 13
Coding region: 84-1232 (382 amino acids)
Biological process (GO): protein phosphorylation
Molecular function (GO): ATP binding; protein kinase activity
Source: RefSeq, a predicted model, not a curated record